UAGUGGUCCAGUGGUUAACUCAGUUUGUUCACAUUCUUUCUUCUGUCUUUAAUAAUGUAUUUAACAAACGUGAAAGAUUCCCCUGACAUUUAAUCUUCAUUUAACCCAGCGAGGUCUGACCAGCUAACAACUGCUGAAACUGGAUUUUUCUACCAAGCAAGAUACAUUUUAAGGCAGCUGUUUUUUCUUUCAUACUUCACAGGAACAUAAUGGAUCUUCAAGAAUACUUCAAGAAAAUCAGGUUCAGCGGAGUGUACGAGAAACCAGACCUCGCCACGCUCCGCACCAUCCACAAGCUGCAUGUGAUGAGCAUUCCCUUCGAGAACCUCAGCAUGCACUGUGGAGAGCGGAACACUAUGGAUCUGCGGAUCAUUUAUGAGAAGAUUGUGAGAAACCCUCGUGGAGGAUGGUGCUGUGAAAACAACCUGCUCUUCUCCUGGGUGCUGAGAGAGAUGGGCUACAAAUACACCAUGCUGGGCUGUAAAGUCUUCAGGACGCUCAACAAUGACUUCGGCCCAUUGGAUGAACAUCUAAUUAACCUGGUGGAGAUCGACGGCAAGCCGUAUAUUGCUGACGUGAGCUAUGGAAUGUCGUGUCAAAUCUGGUACCCAUUGGAAAUGAUUGCGGGGAAAGAUAAAGAGCAGCUGGCGGGGAGUUUCCGUCUACUGAACAACGGUGAAAAGUGGACGCUGGAGAAAACUGGAAGGAAGCCUCUGGUCAAGAAUGAAGCCUUCACCAAUUGUGGCCUCAUUGAAAAGCGCUUAAUGAAGACAAUAUACAGUUUUUUCUUAACGCCACGUGGGACUGACCAUUUCCUGACCACAAGCGAGUUCCUGCAGACCAGCCCUGAGUCUUUGUUCACCCAGAAAUCCAUUUGUUCCAUCCAGACCCCCACUGGAUUCAGAGCUCUGAUUGGUUGGACCUACAUGGAAGUCACAUAUAAGCCUGAUGAAGAUGUGGACAUCUUUGAUGUUAGAGAUGUAGCAGACAGUGAAAUAGAGACUAUACUCAAGGAAAAGUUUAAUAUCGUCUUAGGUAAUAAAAUGACACCAAUGAACAACAAAGCUACAUAAACUCUAGGACACGUACAGGUGUGUGUACCACGAGCACAUUUCUAAUAAUACCUUCUCCGUGUUUUGGGGUGAACAAGCCUAAUUUGAAUUAAGCUUCAAUCUACAAAAGGGAUGGUUGUUUUCAGUCCGGAGAAAUAUCUUUGUAAUCUGUUGUAAUAGUCUCAGAGUGUUUUGAUUUUUCCUUUUUAUGUAAAUUAAUAAAGGGAAUCUAUAAAAGUUUUUGGUAGAACCUUACAACACAAGAUUUCCUUUUUAUUUAUUUGAAC
This is a messenger RNA of Clarias gariepinus (North African catfish), 1339 nucleotides long. Its product is annotated as arylamine N-acetyltransferase, pineal gland isozyme NAT-10-like. Gene Ontology annotation, molecular function: acetyltransferase activity. NCBI's taxonomy places the organism in Eukaryota, Metazoa, Chordata, Actinopteri, Siluriformes, Clariidae. The transcript has a single exon. The coding region runs from base 210 to 1073 and encodes 287 amino acids. The record is from RefSeq and is a predicted model, not a curated record.